AUCUAUUGGGGGUUGUGUGUGUCGUCAGGGCGAUGGCGUCGUCCGUAGAUCUAUUGGGGUGGUGUGUGUCGACAGGGCGAUGGCGUUGUCAGUAGAUCUAUUGGGGCAGUGUGUGUCGUCAGGGCGAUGGCGUCGUCAGUAGAUCUAUUGGGGCGGUGUGUGUCGUCAGAUUAGAAUGCAAGGUGCCACUCCCACGCCCUACGGCAACCAGUGGCGGUUUUACCUGUCUAAACUCCUGGCGAAUCUUCUCCCUUUUCUGGGACGGCGGCCAAUAUCUGUCUUAUCUACCAAACUGACACGGCAGCCAAUAUCUGUCUUAUCUACCAAACUGACACGGCAGCCAAUAUCUGUCUUUUCUAUCUUAGUUCUUCCAACUGUUGUAUACUUUCUUGUGACACAUCAACAUCAACCUCUCUGUCUCUGGUCAACCCACUCUCUUCCUUUUGCGUGCAUAUAACACGGGUUCACACAAUGUCAUGCACACGCCAAAGUCCUUUUUUGCGUGCAGUUGAGACGUGAUGUCCCCCCAUUAGUAAUAAUGGUCAAUAAAAUAGUUUAAUUGACACGCACCAACUGAAACCUAUUUGACGUCACCAUAAUCGAGGCACGGAUUUCCCGAAGAGUGACUAAUCCGUAGAUUAACUUUUUUCUUGAAAGAACGAAAAAGGGUAAAGGUAAAAGUUUCAUAUCGCAUUUAUUCACCAUUGCUCUUAAUUGGAGGAGGUCGCGUCUGAACUGCACUCAGUACUUUGGCGUCUGCAUAGCACGAAAUCGUGAAGUGUAAACCUGUGUUAUAUGUACGCAAAGGGAAGAGAGUGGGUUGCUCUGGUAGCACUGCAUGCUUUGUCUCCCUUCUCAUUUACACAGUGUACAACGCUCUCUAAAAAAAAACAUUUAAAAAAUGUGUUCCCUGGAAUAGGAAGACUGGGCAGCGAGCGUCUAAAGUUGUUCUUUUGUGGAGAGAAAGUGGACAACUGCCUCUAAAACAAGUCUCAUUUGGGUUGUGAGGUGCUGAUCACUGCCUCUAAAAUGAGUCAAGACAGCGGUUCUGAGAGUCAAAGUGUCCAGAAUCCAGAACCUUUACAGGAGAACGAAAAGGAAAUGGAGAGUUUAGGCAGCGAGGAUGCCUCUAACAUCACAUACAACCUAAUGGACAUGAGAAGUCAAAUUAUUCUUAGAACCCAACAAGAUAUCAAGGCCAAACUGACACUGAAGUAUAAACUAAUAAGGGAAGGAACUGAACAUCAAGGAAACCAAAAUCUCUUAAAGAAUAUGUACACAGAGCUCUAUAUCACAGAAGGUGGAAGUUUAAGACUCUGUAAAGAACAUGUGCAGAAAGGGGUCAGUAAGGCUACUUUAAAGAAAAGAACCACAUUUGAGACAGCUAUCAAAUGCAACGACAUCAUCAAACCAAAACAAAGAGAACGUCUCCAUCGGUAUUCAAUCCCUGGUGACCUGCACAAGGGAAUUUUUUUGAUGAACAUGGAUGCCACGGCCCCCUCGUCACCAAGAUCAGACAGGCCUCCUCUAUAUGCACCUUAUCAUAAAAAACGAAAAAAAAGGAAAGGUUUUAGAAACCUGACAAAAGGAAUCGCUGGCAUUGGAAAAACUGUGUCUGUGCAAAAGGUCAUCCUUGACUGGGCUGAGGGAACAGCCAAUCAGGACAUCCAUUUCAUAUUUCCUCUUCCUUUCCGCGACCUGAAUCUAAUGAAGGAUCAAUAUAGUCUGAUGACACUUCUAUCCCACUACUUCCCAGAACUGAAAGAGAUUGACAGGAUUGAAGAUGGUGAAACUAAAACGGUUUUCAUUUUUGACGGUCUGAAUGAGUGCCGGUUUCCUCUAGACUUCAAAAACAAUAAGAAAUUCUAUGAUGUCACAGAAUCAACCUCAGUGGAUGUGCUGCUGACAAACCUCAUUGAGGGGAAUUUAUUUCCUUCUGCACACAUCUGGAUAACCACACGACCUGCAGCAGCCUAUCAGAUCCCUCCUGAGUAUGUUGACCAGGUGACAGAAAUACGAGGAUUCAGUGAGCCACAGAAGGAGGAGUACUUCAGGAAGAAAAUCACAGACCAGAAUCUGGCCAUAGAAAUCAUCAAACACAUAAAAUCAUCCAGAAGCCUCCAUAUCAUGUGUCACUUACCAGUCUUCUGUUGGAUAUCAGCUACUGUCCUUGAGACGAUGCUGAAAGAAACAGAGAAAAAUGAAAUCCCCAAAACUCUGACCCAGAUGUAUUCACACUUCUUGCUCAUUCAAAUCAGUGUGAAGAACAAGAAGUACAACAAAGACACAGAGACAAACCCAAAAGAUCUGUCCCAGGCAGACAAAGAGUUGAUCUUUAAACUCGCAAAGCUGGCUUUCCAACAGCUGCAGAAGGGCAACCUGAUCUUCUAUGAGGAGGAUCUGAGAGAGUGUGGCGUUGAUGUGACAGAGGCAUCAGAGUACUCAUCACUGUGUACAGAGAUCUUCAAAGAAGAAUCUGGGCUGAACCCAGAAAAGGUCUUUAGCUUUGUUCAUCUGAGCAUUCAGGAGUUUCUAGCAGCAGUACAUGCUCUGGAAUCAUGUCUGUGCAAAGAGGAAGAUGUUUUCCUCCCUAAACCAGUUUCAGAUAAGGUGUACAAUGAUUAUUAUGAUGAUGACAAAGAGACAAAGUCAGACAAGUUGUAUGACGAUGAUGGAAAGACGAAGUCAGAUACAUUUUAUGAUGAAGGUGAUGAUGAUGAUGAUGAUGAUGAUGGUGGUGGUAGGGCGUCAGACAAGUUAUCUAACUUUCACAGGAGAGCAGUGGACCAGAGCUUGAAGAGUAAGAAUGGACACCUGGACCUGUUCCUCCGCUUCCUUAUGGGUCUGUCUCUGGAGUCCAAUCAGAACCUGUUACACGGACUACUGACACAGACAGGAAGUUCCACACUGAGCAAUGAGGAAACCGUUAAAAGAACAGUUGAGUACAUUUCAGACAAGAUCAAAAAGGAAUCCUCUCCAGAAAGGGUCAUCAACUUGUUCCACUGUCAGAAUGAACUUGGUGCCAACUCUCUAGUUGAAGACAUGCAGACCUCCCUGCAAUCAGGAACUCUUUCAGGAACAAGACUACAACCUCACCAAUGUUCAGCCCUGUCCUACCUGUUACUGAUGUCAGAGGAGGUUCUGGAAGUGUUUUCCCUUAAUAUGUACAACACAUCAGAGGAAGCUUAUCAGAGGUUGCUGCCAUUAGUGAACAUCUGCAAAAGAGCAGUAUUUGAUUACUGGAUCCUCUCAUACGAAUUUUGUGAGACUCUGACCUCAGUUCUACAGACUCCAGACUCAACCCUGAGGGAACUGGACAUCAGCCACAAUAAACUGAGCGAGAGUAAACUAAAGCUACUCUGUGCUGGAAACAGUCCAUUUUGCAACAUACAGACACUUGUACUCGCUGGCUGUAACCUCACAUAUAAAUCCUGUAAGACUCUGGCCUCCGCUCUGCAGACAACAAACUGCCCCCUGAGAGAACUGGACCUUAGGAAAAACCACCUGGGAGACAGAGGAUUGAAACAGUUAUGCUCUGGACCAGUCAUUCCACUCCGCAACAUACAGACACUUGUACUCGCUGGCUGUAACCUCACAUAUAAAUCCUGUAAGACUCUGGCCUCAGCUCUACAGACACCAAACUCUGCCCAAAGAAAACUGAUCCUUGGGGACAAUGACCUGGGAGACAGAGGAGUGAAGCUGCUCUGUCCUGGACUAACCAGUCCAUUCUGCAACUUACAGACACUUGAUCUAAAUUAUUGUGGUCUGACAGAAGAUUGCUGUUCAGCUCUGGCCUUUGUCCUUCGUUCACCCAAAUCUCAACUGAAACAUCUAGAGCUACGAGAAAACAACCUGCAGGACUCAGGCGUUAGACUGCUCUCUGCUGGACUGGAGGAUCCAAACUGUAAAUUACAGACACUGGGACUGGACUACUGUAACCUCACAUAUAAAUCCUGUGAGACUCUGGCCUCAGCUUUGGGGAAUCAAAAUUGCCCCCUGAGAGAGCUUGUCCUCAGCUACAAUCACCUGGGAGACAGAGGGGUGAAGCUGCUCUGUGCAGGACUAACCAGUCCACUCUGCAAUAUACAGACUCUUGAUCUAGAUUAUUGUGGUCUGACAGAGGAUUGCUGUUCAGAUCUGGUCUCAGUCCUGCAUGCUCCAAACUCCCAACUGAAACAACUGGAGCUGAGAGACAAUGACCUGAAAGACUCAGGAGUUAGACUGCUCUCUGCUGGACUGGAAGAUCCAAACUGUGAACUACAGACACUGGGGCUUGCUGGCUGUCUGGUCACCGAGGAAGGCUGUGCUGCACUGGUCUCAGCUCUGAGGUCAAACCCCUCCCAUCUGAGGAACCUGGACCUGAGUUACAACCGCGGAGUACCAAUGGGAGGGGGACCUCUUUCGACAGUUCUGAAGGAUCCCUCUUAUAAACUCACAGAACUUAAAGUGGAUGAUGGAAGAGACAUAUGUUUUCAAAUGUCAUCAAGUGCUCGCCUUGAAAAACCCAAGUUACGGGUUGAGAGACUUCACAACCCAGGAAAGAAAUCUCUCCGAACCCAUUUAUUUUAUAGGAAUAUCUGGGCAAUUAAUGAGGCAUUUCCAUCUACCACUCAGACAGAGACACAAGAGGGACAUACCCUGGAUAUAGAAUUCACACCAGAAGUGCCACUGGAAGUACUAAACACAUCCAGAGUCCCAGAGGAAAGUCAGGUCAAGUGUGGACCUGAGAGAUGGAUUCCUCCAAGCUGUAAGACUUGUGACUUUAUUGAUGACUCCACAUGGCUUCCUAUUGAACCCUUGACUUCCACUCUUCAAGGAGUGAAAACUUUCAGCCAGAGGACACCUAAAGGGCGUUAUGAGUGUUCAGUCUCUGGACUCCGCUGGGUGUGUGAGAUGGAUGUCAUUCUUAAGUAUCACUUCAGGAGCUGGGAACCCUACAGUGAACUUCUGACAGACAUGCAGUUCACACCAGUUGGUCCUUUACUGGAAAUCACUAAGGAGUUGGGUGAACUGGAGGAAGUUCAUCUGCCGCACUUUGUCUGUUUAGGGACCAAACCAUCUCUGAGGAAUGAGAUGAGGAUUCUUCAUCUGGAGGAACAUGGAGUGUCUUUUGAGGAAGUGAAUGAUGUCACCAGAUUCCAUGCUAAGCUUCUCCAUCCAAAGUUUUCUGCUCUCUCUGUCAUCAUGAGGUUACUGUUUUUCACUGUUGAUGUACACUGUGAGCUGAUGCUCUAUAUGACAGUGAAACAGUCAACAAUAAUCCCACGACUUUACCUGUUUCCUAGUGACCCCAGUCAAAAACAGGCUGUGGAACAACAGGAAGAACAGUUUCAAGGUUCUUCAAGGAUUCCCAUCUCAAGACCAGAGGAGGCCUUCAAACUGAAUAAUGCCUUCAGACUUCAAAUCCCCACUUCCAUCGCCAUCAAUCCAGAGAUGUUGAAGCUCCAACACAGAAAAGACACUCCGAGCUUUUUCAGGGUGGUUAUGAAAAACACAGGGGUUGACAUUGAGAUGGAAUUGAUUGGCGAGGAUGAGAGGACAGUUUGGAAAGAUUUGGUACCAAAAGAUGAAUACCUCACUGACAGCCCUUCAAACUGUGCUGUUUUGGAGGCCAGGCGACCUGCAGAGAGCAGUCCUGCGGAACAGCAGCUGCGUUCUGUCCGGUCAGAGUUUGUGAUUCGGGUGUCAGAACCUGUCCUGAACAGUCUGUUGGACGGACUCUUACAAGACACAGUCAUCAACCAGGAGGAAAUGGACUCAGUAAAGGUGAAUGCUGAGAGGGCAGAGAAGGCCCGUAAAAUCAUGGACAUGGUGUUGAGAAAAGGAACUGAGUCCAGUUCCAGGAUGAUUGUCCUUCUCUGGAAGAUGGACCCCUAUCUGUGCACUCAGCUUCAGCUAAGUGUUCAGGGACCAAGCUAAUGUAAGAACUGAGGUUCAGUUUGUCAAACACUUCACCAUUCUGGGAACAGCAGCAUGUGUCAGGUAGUGUUAUGCAUUUAUUUGUAUGUGUUCAUGAACGUACGUUUUCUUUUUUACAUUGUAUUUUCAUGUGAUUGGAAUGUAUCAUGCUGUUUGCAUACUUACUGUUAAUGUGUCGAAGAGAAUUUGCUAAUUAACUGAAAACCGCAGAUCUUUUCAUGAAAUCGCACGGUGACAACCUGUUAAGUUAAUGCAAGCAGAUGCAUAUUGACCAAACAACCUGAAAGUCCGCCAGCUGUCUCAGGGAGUAACUCAAGUUUUUAGUAUUUAAUUAGGAUCCUCGUUUUCCCUGCCUAGGCAGCGUCAGUUCUUAUGCUUUAUUACAGGUUUCUGUUCAGUUCUUAUGCUUUAUUACAGGUUUCUGUUCAGUUCUUAUGCUUUAUUACAGGUUUCUGUUCAGUUCUUAUGCUUUAUUUUCAGGCGAUUGUUCAAUUUUUAUGCUUUCUUUUCAGGUGACUAUUCAGUUCUAAUGCUUUACUACAGGUGACUGGUCAGUUCUUAUGCUUUAUUACAGGCGACUGGUCAGUUCUUAUGCUUUAUUACAGUUAGUCAGAUCAGCUUUUCGUUUUUCUGCAUCUCACAUUUGGAAUAAAUUCCAACAUAAUUUGGAACUGAAUUAAUUGGUGCCUGUAGGGCAAAAUAUGGUGGCAGAAUAUGUUUGUUUCUUAUGGAUUGCGUGGUCAUUUAAAAAAAAAAAAAAUGUGCUCCCCAUUUUUUGUACAUUGUGAAAUUGUGUCGAUGCAGAGCUCACACGCAAAAGAGACCUUUGGUCUCAACAUGGUCUUAGCAUGUCUUCCCUUGCUACAAUAAAGUUUUAAUAAAAACAAAAAUAAAUCAUAUGGUAUUGGAAUAAGCAGCCUAUUGGCGGAGAUCUGUCAAUAUGUCACUCCUCUGCCAAUGGCUUCAGAAUGUGGCUGUAGGACAAUAAAAUGCAAACAUUGA
This is a messenger RNA of Esox lucius (northern pike), 6921 nucleotides long. Its product is annotated as NACHT, LRR and PYD domains-containing protein 3. The transcript has 24 exons. Gene Ontology annotation, biological process: regulation of apoptotic process. The coding region runs from base 1030 to 5919 and encodes 1629 amino acids. Gene Ontology annotation, molecular function: protein binding. NCBI's taxonomy places the organism in Eukaryota, Metazoa, Chordata, Actinopteri, Esociformes, Esocidae. The record is from RefSeq and is a predicted model, not a curated record.